Naegleria gruberi is the source of this 4059-nucleotide messenger RNA. RefSeq lists its product as uncharacterized. The coding region runs from base 1 to 4059 and encodes 1352 amino acids. The record is from RefSeq and is a predicted model, not a curated record. Lineage: Eukaryota; Heterolobosea; Eutetramitea; Acrasida; Naegleriidae. The transcript is spliced from 2 exons.
AUGUCAAACUUCAACAGCAGUCCACUGUUGUUGGUAUUGGCACUUGUAUUCCUCACGCUUACAUUUUCAUCUUUAUCAUUCGUUAGUCCACAAUGUCCUCAUCAACAAUCUGGUCUCAUCAACUUUUCCACACUCUCCAACUACAACACUCAGUCAGCAAAUAUUGUCCUCACAGGUGGACAACAAGUUCUCGUCGAUGUUUCCACAACAAACGUUCUACGUUCCAUCGUUGUUAGUUCGGGUACUAGUUUGAUAUUUAACGAUGCCAAUUUGAAUUUAAAUGUUGAAUUUAUUAGAGUGGAGAGUGGAGGAAGUUUAAUCAUGGGAAGUUUGUCGUGUCCAAUUAAUAAUAAGAUUGUUGUUACUUUCUAUGGAGGUAGAACAACUGAUAAUGUUAUUGGAAGUGAUCCAGCAGAUUCUACUGAAACUGGUUACAAGGGAUUAGUGCUCAUGACUGGCUCAACAGUUCAAAUGCACGGUAAGGUCUACACUCCAUCUUGGACAACCCUUUCCACAACUGUCACCAAGGGAUCAGCAACUAUUCAAGUUUCCGAAUCAACUCAAUGGAGAGUUGGUGAUAAAAUUGUAAUCGCUUCAAGUGAUUAUUCUGAUUUGUACAAUUGGGAUGAAGAUACUAGAGACUCGUUGCUUUGGAAACGUGGAUUUGGUUUUAAGGAUCAAACAGAAGAACGUACCAUUAAGAGAAUUAUCAAUGCUUACACUUUUGAAUUGAACUCACCAUUGAAUUACACUCACUUUAGUCAAGCACCUGACAUGAUGUGUGAAGUUGCAGUUUUGAAUAGAAAUAUUGUGUUCACAGGUGAUUCAUCAUCUGAUACUAGUUUAUUUGGUGGACAUAUUAUGGUUCGUCCAACUGCUUCCAAAUGUGAAAUUAAAGGAAUUGAAAUUACCAAAAUGGGAUUGAGUGGAAUUAUGGGAAGAUACCCAAUCCACUUCCACGUUUGGGGAGAACACGCAAAUUCCAAUCCAGGAGCUUUCUAUUUGAAAGAUUCUUCCAUUCACGACACUUAUCAAAGAUGUGUCGUUGUUCACGAUACUAAUGGAUUGAUUAUUCAAGGAAAUGUUUGUUACAACACUGUAGGCCAUCAAUAUUUCUUGGAAGAUGGUCCAGAAAUGUCCAAUUCGUUCAUUGGAAACUUAGGCUUAAAGGCAAUUCCAGUCCCCAAUGAAGAUACCAAGCAAUUAAUCAAAUCUGAAUCAUCACCAGCAAUUUUCUGGAUUACCAAUGCCAAUAACACAUUUAUUGGAAACCAUGCUGUUGGAGGUCGUUUUUCCUAUUGGUUUACUCAACCAGCCAAUCCAACUGGUCUCUCAGCAACUAAAUACGGUACCAAUAACUAUUAUGUCAGGCCAAGGAAUCAACCACUUGGUGUCUUUAGGGAUAACGUUGCUCAUGGUGCUGGUGAAAAUGCACUCCAUAUUGAUGACAUGGUUAAGCCAGAUACAACUACUGAACCGGAGGCUUUCGUUCCUUUGAGAGGUCCAUAUCCUGUUCUUGAUUAUUGGGUAGCUCCUGAUUAUGUGGAUGCUAUUUUUGAAAAUUUUGUUGCUUGGAAGAAUAGAGGAUAUGGUAUUUGGUCUCGUUCCGCUCACUUGGUUUUCAGAAAUUGUAGAUUGUACGAUAAUAGAAUUGGUAUGAAUGCUCCACCUAAUGGUCCUGUUUUAUUUGAGAAUUGUUAUAUUGUUGCUGAAACAGCAAAUGUUGGCGAAGUCACCUCAAUGAGAAGUCAAGUUGAUAAGGGAGGAAGAACUAGACCUGGGCAAUGGUCUUCUGAAGAAGUUUUGAAAGGUAUGGAACACUAUGAUAAUGGUGGCCCUCAAUUGGUUAGAAAUGUUACCUUUGUUGGAUUUAAGACUGAUCAAUACAGAGCUGCUGGUUCGCUUUCUGGGUUGAGUUACGCACCAUUUAAGCAUCAAACCAAGAACAAGUAUGCUGAUAUGAAAUUCAUUGAUAGUAAUGUCUAUUAUCAAUAUGAUUCUUUCUAUGAUUCACACAAAGGAACAACUGUAUUGGAUGUUGAUGGUUCAUCAACUGGACUCAAACCAAAUGGUUGGAUUGUUAGCAAUGAUUCCCUCCUUAUUCAUCCAAAAUGUGAAGCCAAAUCUGAAUGGAAUGGUUUUAAAUGUCCUGUAUUCCCUGAAAGUUAUGGACAAUUGGAAGUUUUGAAUUUACAAUUCUCUAGUACUUCAAAUACUGGUUCCAAUGGUGUCAACUAUCCUGAUCUUUCUGAUCCAUCAAAGCGUGUCAUGAGAAUGAAAGUAAUUGAUUUAAAGAGAGGCUCUUCAUCUUCAGUAAUUGGUGCAACAUCAUCUGGUUCACCUAAUGUAUUGGCAUUAUUGUCAAAUAUUGUCAUGAGAAAUUUAUAUACUCUAAGAUGGGCUUUCAACACUCCUACACCAAGUCAAUUGCAACUUUCUCUCCGUUCCAAUGCUCACAGUGAUUGGGUCAUUAUUGCAAUUCAAUAUCCAACUGGAUCAACUUUUGAAGUUGUUCGUAAAACCUGGUCACAAAGUCCAUUAACUUUGAGUUCAGUUGAUUCUCUCUCUGCCUUGAUGGAUAAUCCAGAUUCCUACUAUUACGAAAGUUACUCUCAACAUUUGUACAUUAAAUUGGAAAAUAGAGCCGGAUUGGAUGCCUGGGAAGAAUGGCGUGGUUUCAGUGAUUAUGCAUAUGAUGGUAUUUCAAUUACUAUUAAGGCAACAUGUCCUAGCAACUCAUGCUCGCCUACCAAAUUUGAUUAUCCAACCAAUUAUGCCACUCUUUUGCAAAGAAACAUUCGUGAAGAGAGAUAUGCCGGUGUUUUGCAAACUUGUCAACAAAACCUUGUGAAAUCUGUCAAUACCAAUACUGGAUCUGGUUAUGUCUUUGCUUUUGCCAAUCCUGUUAAGAGAACUGUCGAUUUUAGUGUUUAUCAUGACUUGUCUUCAAUUGUUACUAAGGUUGAAGUUGGAAUUGGGUUGCCAGGUGCUGAAAAGAGAAUUGUUCAAAGACCUUACAAGAUUAGUCCUUACACUGUUUCACGUUUCACUCUCCAAUACACUUAUGAUGAAUAUGUUUCACUUUUGAAAGGUGAAGUUUUUGUGAAAUUAUCAACAAGUCAAAAUCCAAAUGGUCAUUUGAGAGCUCAAAUUUAUUGUAAUAACGGUAAGAGAGAUGGUCUUCCUAAUUGUUCUCUUCCACCUACUAUUUCAACUGCCAAACCGUGUGAUGCUGUCCCUGGAGCUUUAAAUAUUUAUUCUGAAAAGACUGAUAUUACUGGAUGGCCUGAUUGGGAUAUUUACUCAUACACAGAUAAUAUUGACACAAACCAGACCUAUGUUAAUUAUUCAUAUACUGAAUCUCCAAUUUGUGGUGCUACUUCUAUUCUAUUUGGUACUCAAAGAGGAGCUAUUCAAAUUUACCAUCACACUGGAAGCCCAAUGCCUUCUAUUGACACUGCUCAAUACAAGUACUUUGAAUUCUUUGCCAAGGCCAAGAGUGGAGGACCAGUUCAAUUGGGUAUUGCCUUUUUCAAAUACGAUUCUGCUAAGGGUUCAUCUGUUGCAAUUGGAAAUCUUGAACCAAUCACCAACUCUUACAUUCAACAUUUCAUGAUUGAUGAUCAAAGAGUAACUAGAGUGAGAAUUCCACUUUCUGCCGUUCCUGGAUUUACUGGCCAACAAAGCCUUCAAACAAUCACCAUUUACACAGUCCAACCAUGGAACAGUGCUAUUUUCAGAGAAGUUAUUAUUGAUAAUUUGAGAUUUGUUAAGGAAACUACCGAUGUCAAAUCAUUACAGGGAAUUAAUGGAACUAGUGAUAUUGUUUAUUUCAAUGAAAAGGUCUGUUCAGCUUCACCUGUCACUAAUCCAGACUCUGAUCCAUUGGGAUUAAUUACUUUCAGUGCAUUGCCAGCUCCAGAUCCAAUUCCACAAUCUAGCACAACACCAUCCAAUAGUUCUGGAAAUAAUUCCAAGCUCUCUGUUGGUUCUAUCUCUAGAGCUAAUAACUUUAUUGUUGGAUUAUUGGUUGCUUUGAUUUGCUUCUUUCUAAUAUAA